Rotaria sp. Silwood1 is the source of this 2604-nucleotide messenger RNA. The record is from the annotation of a GenBank genome assembly. Lineage: Eukaryota; Metazoa; Rotifera; Eurotatoria; Philodinida; Philodinidae.
AUGGCAUCAUUAGCUAACGAUAUUAAAAAAAAUAUGAAAACGAAAUUAGCUCGACAAGUUGCAAAUUCAUCGAUGAGUCAACAACCGUUAAUAGGAACUAUACCAUCCAAUGAUAUGUUAAUAACACCAGAUGCUUAUUUUAAACAAAAUUUAAAGCGAGCUGCUAUCUAUUCAUUUAGAGCUCAUAUUGAUGAUCGAGAAAUCAUUGCUGAAUUAAAAGAGAAGAAGGAGGCACAACAAGAAUAUAUUAAUGCUCUAAAACAAGACUAUGGGGCUUAUUUGUUGGAGCAAGAUGAAAAAUCAAAUGAUAGUUUUAUUGUUAAUAUUGGCGGUUUACCUCCAUCAAAAGAAUGUAUUAUUACUAUAGCUUAUGUUUCUGAAUUGGAAUUUGUUCAGAAAUCUACAAUUGAAUUCGUAGUUCCAACAACUAUUGCACCUCGUUACAAUCCCGAAAAGAGUAGAAUUUCAUCACCAGCAAAUACAAAUUCUUUAUAUGUUCAAUCAUGUCCAUAUACAAUUGAAUUUUAUUGCCGAAUUGAAAAGAUUGGACAACAGAUUGCUCAAAUAAAUUCAACAUCACAUCCGAUUAAAAUCGAUAUGAACCAAACAGAUGCUUAUAUAAUAACGUUUAGCCAAGAAAAUACACAUUUAGAUCGAGAUAUACGAAUCAAUAUUGAAUUUGCAACACAACAUGAUAGUACGAUUCUUGCUGUUGAAUCUAGUGCUGUGAUGGUUGCAUUAGUACCUACUGAUAACAAUUAUUGUCAACCAACGAUAUUGAAUAAUGAAUUUAUUUUUGUUGUUGAUUGUAGCGGAUCAAUGCAACAUGAAAAUAAGAUCGAACUUGUACGACAAGCAAUAUUUGUCUUUCUCAAAAGUUUACCGAUCAAUUGUUAUUUCAAUAUAAUUCGUUUUGGUUCCGAUUAUGAAAGUCUUUUUGAAAAGCGUACUGCAAUCUAUAAUGAAGAAAAUGUUCGAAAAGCUGAAGAACUCAUUGAAUGUAUGCAAGCCGAUAUGGGUGGCACUGAACUACUAAGACCAUUACAAUGGCUUGAACAACAAACGCCUGAUCAAGGACGAGGACGUCAGAUUUUUCUUUUAACUGAUGGAGAGAUUUCCAAUGUUUCUGAAGUGCUCGAACUAUGUCGAUCAAUGGCUUCAACUAGUCGAAUAUUUUCAUUUGGUUUAGGUCAAUCACCCAGCCGUUCUUUUGUUAAAGGUCUUGCUCGAUCCACCAACGGUCAAUUUACUUUUAUUCCACCAAAUACAAGUGUUGAUGAUCGAGUAUGUCAACAGUUACACAGAGCUCUUCAACCAUGCAUUACUAAUACACAUAUUAAAUGGAAUCUUGGAGUUGAAGUUCAAAAUGUUCCGAAACAGUUACCCCCAAUCUAUUUCAAUGAUAGAAUCAUUGCAUACGCUCUCAUUAGUGAUAAAACUAUUCCAUUCAAUCAUGAUUCUUCUGUUGAGAUUGAAAUUCAUCCAGAUAAUCAUCGAUUAGCUACAGCUAAAGUCAAUCGAGUACCGAUUGUAUGUGACAAUGGAACAAUUGCAAGACUUGCUGCAAAAGCACUUAUUCUUGAAUUACUACAUGAGAAAGUUCCAUCAGAGGAAUCCACAAGACAAAUUCUAUUUCAAUCAGAAAAAGAAGAAACUAUAACGAAGAAAGAGCAAGUUAUUGCAUUGUCUCUUAAAUACAAUAUAUUAAGUCCAUAUACUGCGUUUGUUGGCAUUGAGAAACGAAUAAAUCAAGACAACAGUGACAUGAUUUUACGUGAAGUUCCCAUUGAAAUAUCUGCAGAUAAUCAAUACUUACAAUCGACUUACCCAUCAAUUCAUAAUGGAAUGUCACCAAUUUAUUCUCCCACUGCACCGUCUUAUUUUUCACUAUGCUGCUAUUCACCUGGUUAUUGUCCUGCUUCACCAAGUUAUUGUCCUGUUUCACCGUGUUAUUCACCUGCUUCACCGUGUUAUUCUCCUACUUCACCGUGUUAUUUUUCACCGUGUCAUUCACCUACUUCACCAAGUUAUUCUCUUGCUUCUCCAAGUUAUUGUCCUACUUCACCACGUUAUUCACCUACUUCACCGAGUAGUUAUAGUCCUACUUCACCGCAGUAUAUACUAUCACCUUCAAAUGCUGUAUUCUGUUCACCGAAAUGUAUAAAAAGUUCAUCAAAUGACGAAACAAUGACGGGUGACGAUGAAACUCCUUCCCGACAUACUGCUGGUGAUAAAGAUUUAACAACAACUAACAUUAAGAAGAGACAGUACAGUAUAUAUGAUAAUUGGCCUCAAAAUGACCAAGAUAUUGUUCGCCAUAUCAUCAAGAAACAAACAUUCAAUGGUCUUUGGAAUUUUGACAUUGAAAGUAUUGAACGUUUGAUUCAAAAACCUUUAUCGGAAUUUCAAUUGAAAUACUCUCAAAUUGAUUGUAAAAUUCUUAUAUCGAUCAUUGUCAUUGCUGUACUUGAAAGGAAUUUCAAAGCUUUUGAAUUAUUAUGGGAUGCUGUUGUACAAAAAGCCCGCAAACAUCUUACAGAGUUGCUCAACGAUGAAUCCGUUGAUUUCGAUACACUAAUAACCGAAAUCUUGCAAGAACUGUGA